AUGAGAAUGCCUCGGGAUCAAACACCAAGGCUGACCAUCUCGUGCGGGGGUGGAUCGAAUGUCUGGUCAGGGGAACUCCACCCUCGGCAAGUGUGGGGAAUUGCUCGGGGAGCUUUCGAUCGUAUAAAGAGUCAAAGACCGUAUUCUUACCGAGUUUUGCUGAGCAAAACCAUAUACUUCGGUGAUAUGGGUCGACGUCACGCGAAUCCGCUGCACAAUCCAUUGCACUAUGCUGCAGCUCAAUUGAAAUCAGGCCCUCCCGUCACCGCCGCCGCAGCCGAGAGAGCUCUCCCAAUGAUUGUCGGAGCUGGCGCCGCUGGUUGCGUCCUUGCAAGCAAGCUUUCAGAAGAUGAAGGCGCGUCUGUGCUAGUUCUUGAGGCUGGCGGAGAUAACACCAAGGUGUUGGAGACCAAAAUCCCGCUCAUGUUUUCGAAGCUGUUCCACAGCGACCAUGACUGGGACUACUAUACCGUAGAACAGCCAGCUGUAGCCUCUCGUCGGAUGUACUGGCCUCGAGGCCGAAUCAUCGGUGGGUCUUCUUCAAUGAAUGCCAUGAUGUAUCAUCACUGCUCGGCUUCCGAUUUUGAUGAGUGGGUUUCGGUUCAUGGCUGCACGGGUUGGGGAUAUGAAGAUCUCGCGCCACACCUGCGAUGCAUGGAGAAGUUCACGCCGAACUCAGCUCGCCCAGCCAUCGAGGCGGCGAACCGUGGAAACGCCGGCCAGUGGCAGACAGGUUACUCUUGGUUGUCGCAGAUUGUCGAGGAUGGCUUCCUGCCGGCGUGCGAUGAUGUUGGCAUCCCUCCAAAUAGCGAUAUCAAUACUGCUACUGGCAGUCUUGGAGUGACAAGAUUCCAAACCUUUAUUGACAGCAAGGGCCAACGUUCUUCGCUUGCCACGGCGUUCCUCCCCCCAAAGGUUAUGAACCGGCCUAAUUUGUAUGUCGCUUGCGGCGCUUAUGUUACCAAAGUCUUGUUUGACCGAAUCAACAACAAGAAACCAACAGCCAUCGGCGUUGAGUUUCAGACAACCCAAGGUGGUGAGCGAUAUCAGGUUCAUGCCAAAAAGGAAGUAAUUCUCUCCGCCGGAGCCGUCAACACUCCCCAGACGCUUCUCUUGAGUGGCAUCGGGCCAGAGCAAGAAUUGAAAAAGCAUUCAAUUGCUCCGGUGAUUACGAACGAUAACGUGGGAAAGCAGCUAAAGGACCACCUUUGCAGCAAUGGUGUCCUUUGCAAGGCCAAGACAGGUUCGACUCUUGACUAUCUCGCAAGCGAUGUCAAGGCCAUACCAGCCCUGGUGCAAUGGCUACUGUUUGGAACUGGGCCACUGACCAGUAACGUUGGCGAGGCCGCAGCAUUUGUCCGAACUUUUGACCACAAGUUUCCAGGAUCGGCUGGUGUAAUCCCCAAAAACUACACUUCUGGUGACCAAGCCCCAGACCUGGAGAUCAUUGGUGCGCCGAUUGCUUUCAUCCAUCAUGGAGAGGAACGACCUUUAGACGAUGCCAAUGUCUUUAGUCUCGCUCCAAUCGGCCUACGGCCACAGAGCAGUGGUACAAUUAGUCUCAAGACCAUCAUUGAUCCAAGGUAUCUCACCGACGACGACGACAAUGACAGAAAAGUCUUGCUAGCUGGGCUUCGACUUUGUCUCAAGAUAAUGCGCAGUCCCGCGUUCCAGAAGUAUUUGGACCCUGUCCCAACCAAUGAUGACACGUCUUCAUAUUGGUGGCCGUAUUCUUGCAGUGAUGUUGAUGCGAUCACCGAUGAGCAACUUAGUCGCUAUCUGGUUGAGCGGGCCUUUACUCUGUACCAUCCGGUCGGUUCUGCUCGAAUGGGUCAGACAUCAUCAAAUAGUGUUGUUGACCUUGAGUGUCUUGUGCACGGAGUUGACGGGUUACGAAUUGUUGAUGCUAGCAUCUUCCCAGAGCAGAUCAGUGGUCAUCCUACCGCACCCAUUGCCGCGAUCGCGCACAAGGCAAGUGAGAUGAUUAGAAGAAGUCAUUCCGUUGUUUAG
This is a messenger RNA of Pochonia chlamydosporia 170, 2010 nucleotides long. Its product is annotated as glucose dehydrogenase. Gene Ontology annotation, molecular function: flavin adenine dinucleotide binding; oxidoreductase activity, acting on CH-OH group of donors. The record is from RefSeq and is a predicted model, not a curated record. The coding region runs from base 1 to 2010 and encodes 669 amino acids. The transcript has 4 exons. Lineage: Eukaryota; Fungi; Ascomycota; Sordariomycetes; Hypocreales; Clavicipitaceae.